Messenger RNA from Pan troglodytes (chimpanzee), 4109 nucleotides. It is a transcript of the gene SNX20, whose product is annotated as sorting nexin 20. Lineage: Eukaryota; Metazoa; Chordata; Mammalia; Primates; Hominidae. The record is from RefSeq and is a predicted model, not a curated record. Gene Ontology annotation, molecular function: phosphatidylinositol phosphate binding. The transcript is spliced from 4 exons. Gene Ontology annotation, cellular component: early endosome membrane. Bases 1288 to 2328 code for a protein of 346 amino acids. Gene Ontology annotation, biological process: protein transport.
GAAAGUGGCAGCCCCUCGGCUUGUCGCCGGAGCUGAGAACCAAGAGCUCGAAGGGGCCAUAUGACACUCCUCCCGGACCCCUGGACACACACAGCCCUGGAGACUGGAGGAAACAGAAGCACAGAGAAGUUGAGUCACUUGCCAGCUACCAGGUCAUCCCUUCCACUUAUCCGGGUCACAGACAGAGUUAUUAUGUAAACCGGAUCCCAGCUGCCUGUUCUCCCUCCCUGAGUAAGGUGGAGAGAAUUCUGAAGUCAACCCAGCCUGGGUCUGUAUCCUGCCCACCACUCACCAGCUCCUCAUCUUUGGCAACUCUAAGUCUCAGUUCCCUUAUCAUAAAAGGGAGAUGUAAACAGUCCUGAGUGCAGACAGUGUUCAGGUUAGUGCAAGAGUGUGUGUUGGGUGUGAAGUGCACAGCCAGCACGUCACAAGCACUGGAGACAAAUUCAGCUUUGCUUGUUGUGCACACUCACCAGCUGCGUGACUUUAGACUAGACCUCAGUUUUCUCAUCUGUUAUGUGGCGGUAAUGAUAGACUUUUGUGAGCAUUAAACUAGAUUAGGGGCUAUGGAGAACCUAGGUGGGUAUGAAUUGGGUAUAAUAAGCUAUCAGUUAAUUUUGCUGAUAGAUAGAUAAUUGAUUGAUUGAUCGAUAGAAGAUUCAUACCAGUAUCUACCUGCUCUGAACACUGACCUUUCUUUUUUUCUUUUUGAGAUGGUCUUGUUCUGUCACCCAGACUGGAGUGCAGUGGCAUCAUCAUAGCUCACUGCAGCCUCAGUCUCUUGGGCUUAAGGGAUCCUCCUGUCUCAGCCUCCCAAGUAGCUGGGACCACAGGCGUGCAUCCUGGAUAAUUUUUUUUUUUUCUAGAGACGGGGUCUCACUACAUUGCCCAGGCUGGUCUCAAAUUCCUGGGCUCAAGUGAUCCUCCUAACCCAGCCUCCCAAAGCGCUGGGAUUACAGGCAUGAGUGGCCAUGUUCAGCUUGAACACUGAGACUUCAUUCGCAUGUGUAACAUAAAACUGAGUAUCUAGACAAGCCAGCAUCUUUCUUUCAAGUAAUCACUAAAGCCAAUACUUUUACUUGAAAUCAUCUCAUUUAAAACUCUGAGCAAUACGUAAGGAUCACCUCAAUAACACAUGGAUCAUCACAAUAGGUGAAGGGUCUUCUCUGCCUUGGAGUAACCUGCCCAGCAAAGGGGCAGACCCAGAUUUGGGAUCUGGCAGCUGGGAGAGUGGGGAAGGUUGAGCCGUGGGGCCCUUGUCAUUCCCUCUGCCUGCCAGGAGGGGGCAUGACACAGCUCCUAGGCACCCCAGGAGCCACCGGGAACCCCAACUGGAGGGUCCUCACUGUUCUCUUGUUCCUCUGGCAGCCUUGGAGCAUGGCAAGUCCAGAGCACCCUGGGAGCCCUGGCUGCAUGGGACCCAUAACCCAGUGCACGGCAAGGACCCAGCAGGAAGCACCAGCCACUGGCCCCGACCUCCUGCGCCCAGGACCUGACGGGCACUUAGACACACACAGCGGCCUGAGCUCCAACUCCAGCAUGACCACGCGGGAGCUUCAGCAGUACUGGCAGAACGAGAAAUGCCGCUGGAAGCACGUCAAACUGCUCUUUGAGAUCGCUUCAGCUCGCAUCGAGGAGAGAAGAGUCUCUAAGUUUGUGGUGUACCAAAUCAUCGUCAUCCAGACUGGGAGCUUUGACAACAACAAGGCCGUCCUGGAACGGCGCUAUUCCGACUUCGCGAAGCUCCAGAAAGCGCUGCUGAAGACGUUCAGGGAGGAGAUCGAAGACGUGGAGUUUCCCAGGAAGUACCUGACUGGGAACUUCGCUGAGGAGAUGAUCUGUGAGCGUCGGCGCGCCCUGCAAGAGUACCUGGGCCUGCUCUACGCCAUCCGCUGCGUGCGCCGCUCCCGGGAGUUCCUGGACUUCCUCACGCGGCCAGAACUGCGCGAGGCUUUCGGCUGCCUGCGGGCCGGCCAGUACCCGCGCGCCCUGGAGCUGCUGCUGCGCGUGCUGCCGCUGCAGGAGAAGCUCACCGCCCACUGCCCUGCGGCCGCCGUCCCGGCCCUGUGCGCCGUGCUGCUGUGCCACCGCGACCUCGACCGCCCCGCCGAGGCCUUCGCGGCCGGAGAGAGGGCCCUGCAGCGCCUGCAGGCCCGGGAGGGCCAUCGCUACUAUGCGCCUCUGCUGGACGCCAUGGUCCGCCUGGCCUACGCGCUGGGCAAGGACUUCGUGUCUCUGCAGGAGAGGCUGGAGGAGAGCCAGCUCCGGAGGCCCACGCCCCGAGGCAUCACCCUGAAGGAGCUCACUGUGCGAGAAUACCUGUACUGAGCCGGCCUGGGACCCCGCAGGGAUGCUGGAGAUUUGGGGUCACCAUGGCUCACAGUGGGCUGUUUGGGGUUCUUUUUUUUUUUAUUUUUCCUUUUCUUUUUUGUUAUUUGAGACAGUCUUGCUCUGUCACCCAGACUGAAGUGCAGUGGCUCAAUUAUGUCUCACUGCAGCCUCAAACUCCUGGGCACAAGCAAUCCUCCCGCCUCGGCCUCCCAAGUAGCUGGGAUUACAGGUGCACACCACCACACCAGGCUAAUUUUUAAUUUUUUAGUAGAGACAGGGUCUCUCUGUUGCCCAGGCUGGUCUCUAACUUCUGACCUUAAAUGAUCUUCCUGCCUCAGCUUCCCAAAACACUGGGGUUACAAGUGUGAGCCACCACCCCUGGCCUGGGGUUCAUUUUUAAUGGGAAAAGCCACUGGGGGCUCUAACUCGCUGGGUGACUUUGGACAAGCCCCUCCUCUGGUCCUCAAUUUCUCCAUCUGUAUUGGACAGAGGUGCUCCUGGGACCCCUUGGAAGCCUCUGCUUGUGUCCCAUGUCCUCUUGAUGCCAGGGCCACUUCAUCUCCAAAACACAAAACCAACUGCCAAAACCGUCCAGAGCAGUGUCCACCCCACCAGUGUCUUUGUGGGAAGCUGGAGAAGAAGUUUACCUCACACAUUCUAGACAAAACUUAGUCCAUUUCCUUGAAGACAGUUCUCUCCAGCUGCUCCAAGGCUUUUCUCUCUGUUCCUUCCACCUUGGAAUUGCUUUAAAAUAUUUCCAUCCAUUAUCCUAAUACUAUCUUAGUAUUCUAGCCCUUCCCCCUUACCAUGUAGACCUGACAAAGCAAAACAAAAGCUCACCUAUUGCCCUCAAGAACAGCCUCUACACACACACACACACACACACACACACACACACACACACAAACGGUGGGAGUUGUAUGCCAUCCUUUUGAAGGGUGGGAGGACCCUGGACCAGAAAGCAAUAAUGGCAUAAGAUUCUGUGAUACCAGGCAUUUUUGGCAAGGAAAGUUGCCAACAAUUUUUCUGGCUGGGAUGGCAUAGCACAUUGUCUAGGGGUGGAUUUUCAUUCACAAGGCAGCUGUUCCCUGAAUGGCUUCCCUGGGUUAUGUAGAAACAGCCCGGGGAGGAGGUGAUACAACAUACUUAAUGGGGCCUCUGGGCAGAAAACAGACUGAAUCCUCAACACUGCCCCUUUUGAGGGUCUGUGAUCCUGGAACCUCUCUGAUGGACUGGGAUGCCCUUAACUGAGGUCUGCUGUCUGGAAAGGACACCACAGGCCCAGAAUGAAGGGGCAUCUGGACCAAUGACCUAGAUUCAACACAGGGCUUGGAGCUGGUGGUACAGGCUGGUUUUGGCCCAAUGUGUGUUGGAGGCUGGAAGCCCCUGAAGACCUAAACUGCUUGGAUGAGCUUAUUAGGGUGAAUUAAUGAGUCUGUAAUUUGGGAACCUUAAUGUGAGACACCACUUAAGGAGAAGAACUUGGCCCAGCAAGUGAUCACUCUAGAAGUGGACAGCUAUGCACUAGACUGCACCAGAAUCUGUUCAACAGCGACGCCUUGUGGUAACAACUGUAGACGCCCCAUCAGGCUGGAUGGGAAACUAGAAACAGACUGUCUCGUCUUUGGACAGAUAUCCCUCAAAUCUCCCAAUCUACUCCAGGGAAAAGACACUUCAAGUGAGAGAUAUUGGACUUCUUGAAAAUCUAGGCCUAUGGAAAAUUAAAGUGUUAAAUGGAAAAAUUAAAGAGCUAUGAGUCUAUUUGUAAUGAUGAAACA